Molecule: messenger RNA, 1859 nt
Organism: Linum tenue
Lineage: Eukaryota; Viridiplantae; Streptophyta; Magnoliopsida; Malpighiales; Linaceae
Source: the annotation of a GenBank genome assembly
CUGUUCCUCCGUGAAAACUGAAAAGCAAGGAAAAGGGAAAGCACAUUCAUUCCCCACCAACCCAAUAAAAAAUAAUGUAAAACAGAAGUUCAAAAGAAAAAACAUUCGAGGGGGGCAAGGGACAAGCGAACCGCAGAUACAAAUUGUCUGCUCUAACCGCAACAGCAGCAGCGUUACUUGGCAUCGCAAAUUAACUCCGGCUGCUGCUUCAGUUGUUAUUACAUACUCUUUCCUUUUUGCUCACUCUCUCGCCCACCGACGACUUAUUACAGCGAGCCCACAACACGCGUAGAGCAAGGAGCAAGGUGGGAAAGAAGAAGGCGUCGGAAAAGUUGGCGUCUUGGCCGGUUCAGGAGUAAAAUUAUGGGAUUUGGUUCUAUGAUUUGCUGUGGAAAAGGAUUAGAUCGGAAAGGGCAAGGCAAGAAGCAGCCAAGUUGGCGGAUUUUCUCAUUGAAGGAGUUACAUGCUGCUACUAACAACUUCAAUUAUGAUAAUAAGUUGGGUGAGGGUGGAUUUGGAAGUGUCUACUGGGGUCAGCUUUGGGAUGGAUCACAGGAGCUUAACAUAUCUGGAAAUCUAAACAUGGUGAUUAUACAGAUUGCAGUCAAGAGGCUGAAGGUGUGGAGCAACAAAGCCGAGAUGGAAUUCGCUGUCGAAGUGGAAAUACUAGCCCGUGUGCGCCACAAAAAUCUGCUCAGCCUUAGGGGGUAUUGUGCCGAAGGGCAAGAACGUCUUAUUGUGUAUGACUACAUGCCUAAUCUAAGCUUGCUCUCUCAUCUCCAUGGACAGCACUCCUCAGAAUGUCUCUUAGACUGGAAGAGACGGAUGAACAUUGCAAUAGGCUCGGCUGAAGGAAUUGCCUACCUCCACCACCACGCAACCCCACACAUAAUCCACCGAGACGUGAAGGCUAGCAAUGUGUUACUAGACUCAAACUUUCUGGCCCAAGUUGCAGAUUUUGGAUUCGCCAAGUUCAUCCCCGAUGGUGCAACACAUGUCACGACGAGAGUGAAAGGCACGCUAGGCUACCUAGCUCCUGAAUACGCAAUGCUGGGGAAAGCCUCGGAGAGCUGCGAUGUGUACAGCUUUGGGAUACUGCUGCUGGAGCUUUGCAGUGGGAAGAAGCCACUCGAGAAAGUGAACGCCACGGUUAAACGCACAAUCACUGAGUGGGCACUGCCGUUGGCAUCCUCCAAGAAGUUCGAUGAGGUGGCAGACCCACGGCUGGAUGGGAAGUUUGAUGCAGAAGAGAUGAAGAGGAUUGUUCUUGUGGCUCUGGUUUGUGCUCACAACAAGCCCGAGAAACGACCCACGAUGGUGGAAGUGGUGGAGCUACUGAAAGGGGAAUCAAAGGAGAAGCUGAGUGAGCUGGAGAAUGACGAGCUGUUCAGGACUGCUGAAUCAUCAGGUUUGGAGGACUCGAGAUUACCUGCAGAGGACAGCUCAGAUGUGAUUUCAGAAGCGAAUGAUUCUUAGCAACAGAAGAUAUAAAUAUAUGUGCCUAUUAUGCUUGAGGAUCUGGAAGUGUCACUAGUUUGUAAAAUGAACUUAGCUGUCGGGUCGUACGCAGAUGAACCUAGGCUCGUUUUUUUCCUUUGCGAGGUUUCGACAGAUCAUGACCUUCGAGUGUGUUUUCUGUUUGCUUGGUUGCGAUCUUUUUUGCGCUUCUCAUUCUGUGUGUUAAUGCUUUCCGACAACCUUCGAUGUCAGCUUUGGUUGUCUGGUACAUGGAUAGAUUUUGUUGAUGUUGGUAAGUUGUAACACAAUGGCCAGGCGGUAAAUUACUAAAUGUAUGUGUAGACAGAUUCUUUCAAGGAUGAUCGAUCUUUUCUCUUCAUGUAAUCUAUUUUGUCACGCAA